Molecule: messenger RNA, 1472 nt
Organism: Camelus dromedarius (Arabian camel)
Lineage: Eukaryota; Metazoa; Chordata; Mammalia; Artiodactyla; Camelidae
Gene: MED7
Product: mediator complex subunit 7
Exons: 2
Coding region: 388-1089 (233 amino acids)
Biological process (GO): regulation of transcription by RNA polymerase II
Cellular component (GO): mediator complex
Molecular function (GO): transcription coregulator activity
Source: RefSeq, a predicted model, not a curated record
CCGUUCCGCUCGCAAUUCUCCUUCCGGACCCCGCGGCUUUCUCGGGGCGGGAUGGGAAUAAGGGGAGGCCUGGCGUCGAGUGCUCUCGCCCGCCUUCCUCCCCGGCGUCCCUCAGAGAGCGCGGCCUCCUCGCCGCUCGCGGAGCCCCCAGGUGGGCCGCCCGGCGGAAGGUGCCCUGCGCGCGGCGGCGCGGGGCUUCCUCCGAGUGGGGCAGCCGAGCCCCGCAGGAGGUCGGGAGACCUCUGUUCCAGCCCCGCGCCGUCGGGUUGCUAAGCGGUGUGGCCUCGGCGAGUCAUUCGGCCUCUCCGGACUUUGGCAUGUGGGAUGUGCAGCCCCGCUCUUUCUCCUCGGGGAGCAGCCCUGAAGUCAGAUUCUUGAUCUUCCACAAUGGGUGAGCCACAGCAAGUCAGUGCCCUUCCGCCACCUCCGAUGCAGUACAUCAAGGAGUAUACAGAUGAAAAUAUUCAGGAAGGCCUAGCUCCCAAGCCUCCACCUCCAAUAAAGGACAGUUACAUGAUGUUCGGCAACCAGUUCCAAUGCGACGAUCUUAUCAUCCGUCCUUUAGAAAGUCAGGGUAUCGAACGACUUCAUCCUAUGCAGUUUGAUCACAAGAAAGAACUGAGAAAACUCAAUAUGUCUAUCCUUAUUAAUUUCUUAGAUCUCUUAGAUAUCUUGAUAAGGAGCCCUGGGAGUAUAAAACGAGAAGAGAAGCUAGAAGAUCUUAAGCUGCUUUUUGUACACGUGCAUCAUCUCAUAAAUGAAUAUCGACCCCACCAAGCAAGAGAGACCUUGAGAGUCAUGAUGGAGGUACAGAAACGUCAACGCCUUGAAACAGCCGAAAGGUUUCAGAAGCAUCUGGAACGAGUCAUCGAGAUGAUUCAGAAUUGCUUGGCUUCUUUGCCUGAUGACUUGCCCCAUUCGGAAGCAGGGAUGAGAGUAAAAUCUGAACCAAUGGAUGCUGAUGAUAGCAACAAUUGUACUGGACAGAAUGAACAACAAAGAGAAAAUUCAGGAUCUAGGAGAGACCAGAUUAUAGAGAAAGAUGCUGCCUUGUGUGUCCUAAUUGAUGAAAUGAAUGAAAGACCAUGAAGGAUGUUUCUUUUUCUUCUCGCUUUUUUUUCCUUUAGUAAAUAGCGUAUAUAUUAGUUAAUUCACUCUUAAGAGAUUCCUAAGAGAAAUAUAACUAGAAGUCAUACAAACAGCUUGACUCUCCAGCAUUAUCAGUUAUGAGACGUCACAGGCAAUAAUUUCAGCUUUUGGCAGGUUUAGGCAAAUGAGUAUGCCAGCAUUAAGAGUCGUCACCUAAAAAGCAAGUGUUCACUACCCUUGUGUGGAACAUUCCUGUGUUUGGAGUUGCCGUAAACUUUGAAGAUAUCCUCAGUAACAGCAAGCUUUCAUCCUCGAAAAGUAGAAUUGUCGUUUGCUUUAAGAAUGGUAGAUAAUAAAGGAUAUCAAACUGUGUACAUGUGAAA